Molecule: messenger RNA, 435 nt
Organism: Clunio marinus
Lineage: Eukaryota; Metazoa; Arthropoda; Insecta; Diptera; Chironomidae
Source: the annotation of a GenBank genome assembly
AUGAUAUUUUGGUCGUAUCAAACACCCUGGCGGGGUUUCGUCUCUUCAACAUUGAAUGACAACAGUGUGAAAGAGAAUUUCUUAAAAUUGACGACUGAUAUAAAGAAAGCCCACGAUCUGAGACAACUUUGUGCAACCCCCAUGAAAACAUCACACUCUCUUCACCUGAAUAAGCGACUAAGGCUUCGUAUUAUUCAGUUUCCAGUGAAUGUUGUUUAUUUGGAAUACCAGAGAAUGGAUGCGAACCAAAUAUCACGUCAAAGUAUUGAUGCUUGCAAGGAUUACUUCCGUGAUGAUUUACUGAAAUCCGAUUGGGCUCUUAUGUAUGAUUCGACAGUAACAGCAGCAGCAGCAGCAGCAAUGAGCUUAAAUAAUGUAUUCGAGAACAAGGCGAGGCAACAAAGUAGCGCGGUGAUCAGUGAAUUUCGUCUUUAG